Molecule: messenger RNA, 1299 nt
Organism: Prunus persica (peach)
Lineage: Eukaryota; Viridiplantae; Streptophyta; Magnoliopsida; Rosales; Rosaceae
Product: pheophytinase, chloroplastic
Exons: 7
Coding region: 56-1186 (376 amino acids)
Cellular component (GO): chloroplast
Source: RefSeq, a predicted model, not a curated record
CUCAAAACUUUACAAAUUACACUCAUUUUUGAGAGCCUUCACAACCAUUUUUCCAAUGUCUUCCUCGUGUGCCGUUCUGCCUUCAGCUAGAACAGAGCUCUUCAACCCAGUGCAUGAAAGCAGGUUCAUUGCCCCUACAAGACAAUUUCAGUGCAACAGAAGCAAAUGUGUAAUGAGCAGGAGGGGUUUUGCUUUUAGAGGAGUUGCAGCUUCAGGACUCUCAGUUGUGGGCUCUUCUUUGACUACUCAGCCUGUUGAAGGUAUUGAAAGACUACCGUUCAAACCAGAGGGGUACAAUUUUUGGACAUGGAGGGGUCACAAAAUUCAUUAUGUGGUGCAAGGAGAAGGGCCUCCUGUUGUUCUUAUCCAUGGGUUUGGCGCUUCUGCAUUUCACUGGAGGUACAAUAUACCAGAGUUGGCUAAAAAAUACAAGGUUUAUGCUAUAGACUUACUGGGGUUCGGGUGGAGUGAGAAAGCACUUAUUGAAUACGAUGCCAUGGUUUGGAGGGAUCAAGUCGUGGAUUUCAUGAAGGAGAUAGUGAAAGAACCAACAGUUUUAGUUGGAAACAGCCUUGGAGGUUUUACAGCUUUGGUUGCAGCAGCAGGGUUGCCUGAGCAAGUAAUUGGAGUUGCGCUCCUCAAUUCUGCAGGACAGUUCGGAAAUCCUAAUAGUGAAGCCGAGAAGUCUGAGGAGGAAACAGCCCUGCAGAGGUUCAUCCUAAAGCCCCUGAAGCAAAUUUUUCAGCGGGUGAUACUUGGAUUUUUGUUCUGGCAAGCAAAGCAACCAGCUCGAGUUGAAUCCGUCUUAAAGAGUGUGUAUAAAAAUACCUCCAAUGUGGAUGACUACCUGGUGGAAUCCAUAACAAUGCCAGCAGCUGACCCAAAUGCUGGAGAAGUCUAUUACAGAUUGAUGACCCGGUUCAUGACAAACCAGACCAAGUAUACUCUAGACAAUGUCUUAAGCAAGAUGUCUUGCCCGCUGUUGUUGGUAUGGGGUGACUUGGAUCCGUGGGUUGGUCCUGCCAAGGCCAACAGAAUCAAAGAGUUUUAUCCAAAUACAACUUUGGUAAAUCUACAGGCCGGGCACUGUCCACAUGAUGAAGUUCCAGAGCUUGUCAAUAGGGCUUUAUUAGAUUGGUUAUCAACUUCGACAUGUGAGGCUGAAGCCUCUCUCCAAACAAUUUGAAUACGAAUUUAUACUUGUAAUACCAAUUUAGAAUUGUAAAUUCAUGAAUCAAAUUACUAUUUAAGGUUAUCUCUCCUUCCUUCAUCUUUAUGAUUAGAGUUUUUGAACUUCAA